This is a messenger RNA of Eremothecium sinecaudum, 1707 nucleotides long. It is a transcript of the gene ALP1, whose product is annotated as arginine permease ALP1. Gene Ontology annotation, cellular component: membrane. The record is from RefSeq and is a predicted model, not a curated record. Bases 1 to 1707 code for a protein of 568 amino acids. Gene Ontology annotation, molecular function: amino acid transmembrane transporter activity. Lineage: Eukaryota; Fungi; Ascomycota; Saccharomycetes; Saccharomycetales; Saccharomycetaceae. Gene Ontology annotation, biological process: amino acid transmembrane transport. The transcript has a single exon.
AUGGUGGAAUCGAUUGAACUUAAUCCGUAUAACGGUGUAGCAUAUAAUGGCGAUUCGUCAGCCACAUCUGAUGAGUCUAAGCAUAGAAAGAGCGUAAAAAAUGAUGAUUUCAAGUAUAGCCAGGAUAUUUGCAGUGAGAAUGGGUCUAUGUAUGGGAAGCUGCAUACUAGCGAGGUUAAGCGUGAGCUAAAAGCCAGGCAUAUUUCUAUGAUAUCACUAGGUGGUACCAUAGGGACUGGUCUUUUCAUUAGUACAAGAGUUCCAUUAUCGCAGGCCGGUCCGGUAGGUUCGCUAAUAGCAUAUAUUUUUAUGGGGACGAUAGCGUAUUUUGUCACGCAGUCCUUGGGAGAAAUGGCGACCUUUAUUCCGGUAACGUCUUCCUUCACCGUGUUCUCGAAGAGAUUCCUAUCUCCAGCACUGGGUGCUACAAGUGGCUACUUAUACUGGUUUUCGUGGUGUGUGACAUUCGCAUUGGAGCUAUCAGUGAUAGGGGAACUAAUACGGUACUGGACAACAGCGGUUCCUUUAGCUGUGUGGAUUACGGUAUUCUGGGUGUUGCUAGCAGGUUUGAACAUGUUUCCUGUGAAAUACUACGGAGAAAUUGAAUUCUGGGUAGCGUCGGUGAAAGUGGUGUCCAUUCUAGGUUUUAUCUUAUAUGCGUUUAUCAUGGUGUGCGGCGGAGGUCCAAACGGCACAUUUGGGUUCCGUUACUGGAAGGACCCGGGACCAUUUGGUACCGGUAUUAUCUCGAGCAACCUUGGAGAGGCUAGGUUCCUCAGUUGGGUAUCUUCGCUUAUUAAAGCUGCCUUUACGUACCAGGGAACCGAGUUGGUUGGUAUCACUGCUGGUGAGUCCAAGAACCCUCGUAAGGCUGUUCCACGUGCAAUUAACCAGGUCUUUUUCAGGAUUUUAUUUUUCUACAUCUUAUCGUUGUUGUUCAUUGGUCUUUUAAUUCCAUACGAUGAUCCACGCUUGUUAGCAUCCGACGAUACAGACAUGAACUCUUCUCCAUUUGUCAUUUCCAUUAAGAACGCAGGAACGAAGAUCUUACCGGACAUUUUCAAUGCCGUUAUUUUGGUGACGAUUAUCUCUGCCGGUAACUCCAAUGUGUACAUAGCGUCCCGUGUGUUAUAUGGUUUGAGCUCCAACAACCUAGCGCCAAAAAUUUUCACCAAAACGAAUAAGUCUGGUGUACCGUAUUUUUCGGUAUUGGUAAGUGCAGCAUUCGGAGUUUUAGCAUAUCUAAAUGUGUCAGAUCAUGCAGUGAAGGCCUUCGAUUGGCUUGUAAAUAUCACUGCAGUCGCAGGGUUCUUUACAUGGCUCUUAAUUUCCCUUUCCCAUAUCCGUUUCAUGCAGGUUCUCAAAGACCGUGGGAUCUCGAGAAACGACUUGCCCUUCAAGGCGAACCUAAUGCCUUGGGGAGCGUACUACUCGUCCUUUUUCAUUGUUGUGAUUAUCCUAACUCAGGGUAUGGAAGCAUUUGCGCCCAAGUUUUCCUUCCCAGACUUCAUCGCGUACUACAUCUCCCUUUUCAUUUUCAUAGUAUGCUUCGUGAUCUUCCAAUUUUUCGUAUUCCGCAAUCGUAUUAUACACACUAAGGACGACGUCGACAUAGACACUGAUAGAAGAGAGAUAGAUGACAUGGUUUGGAUCGAAGAUGAAACACCAAAAACGAUAUGGGGAAAGAUAUGGAAGAUCAUUACAUGA